CGCAGCGCAGGGCGCCGCGCACAGGGCGGCCGCGAACAACGCCUCCUGGCCGACGUCGCCGGAGAGCAGCGCGGAGCGGGUGCGCGGGCUGUGCGAGGUGCUGGAGGUGGCCUCGAAGCACCAGUCCUGCUCGCCCGGGCGCACGCCCCCGCCGCCGCCGCCCUCCCACGCGCCCACAGCGGCGCCGACGCCGGAGGGCAGCGACUGCGACCUGCAGGAGCUCGGCGCAUCGAGGCAUGGCGCCGCGCCUGGGAGCACAGGCGGCCCCGCUGAGGCUAAGCUCACGGAAGGCGCUGCCUCGAAGGUCGUGGGAGUCAGCGACGAGGUCGUGCUGUGGGUACCCGCGUGUGCGACGUGACGGCACAGGGGGCGCGUGGUUGGGGCCUCGUGUUCGGCCGCUCAUCCAGUUUGCAUCGUACAGUGUCGUCCAG
This is a messenger RNA of Prorocentrum cordatum, 431 nucleotides long. The record is from the annotation of a GenBank genome assembly. NCBI's taxonomy places the organism in Eukaryota, Dinophyceae, Prorocentrales, Prorocentraceae.